CUCAUGAAGUCGGCCAUUCCACCAAUCACACACAAGGAAUAGUUGGCGGGAGUGGAAGGGGAGGAACAUUGGAAUGUAUUAUUCACGAAUCAGAACUAGGUACGUUUUUGACAACUGGUUUGUGUACAAGAUAAUGGCGUCAACUGUUGCAGUGCCCGUCGCCCCCACAGUGUCGGACCCAGAGCGGUGUGAAGGCGAGGAAGAGUUACGGGGGAUUGAGGCUGGGGAAGAGAAUAACCAACUGACUGGGCCCGUUGCAGCACCCUCCCAGAACCGUCUAGCGAAGUUACCGCUUUCCCGUAUCAAGGCACUGAUGAAAGCGGACCCAGACGUGUCCCUCGCCAGUCAAGAGUCAGUGUUUAUCAUUGCUAAAGCCACAGAACUCUUUGUUGAAAUGAUUGCCAAAGAUGCCCUGGUGUAUGCCCAGCAAGGAAAGAGGAAAACUUUGCAGAGGAAAGAUUUAGACAAUGCAAUAGAGACCGUAGAUGAGUUUGCCUUUUUGGAAGGCACUCUAGACGCCUAGACACACUCAGGAGACAGCAGGCAGUUCAAGAAUCAGAGGCAUUCUUCAUCAUAAGGAUAAGAGGCAUUUGAAAAACAGACUGACCUGUCUUACUUUUGAAGUGAUAUCGCUGAGUUGGUAUUGGUCACAAGGACUUUCCUUCCUGGACAUGUAUAAACUGUAAAGACAUCAGUAAUGAUCCUCCCUCAGUUAGUCUUGUAUGCAAGGAGUCUGCCAUUUUUUUAUUUGUAAAUAAUGUGAGAUUAUGUUGAAAUAAAUCAUAUCAUCGUGUAUUAACCUGAUCAUUUAUAGUUUUAAUAAAAUACGUUUUAUUAGGAACUCUUAUUUUUUAAAAGUUGUGUCAGAAAUAAAUCCAUCCUCACUAGUAUACCAUAGUGUCAACUGUUUAGGCAACAACUACACAUUUUCCAUUGUGAGGAAAAAACAGUUGAAGUUGGAAGUUUACGUACACCUUAGCCAAAUACAUUUAAACUCAGUGUUUCACAAUUCCUGACAUUUAAUCCUAGUAAGAAUUCCCUGUCUUAGGUCAGUUAGGAUCACCACUUUAUUUUAAGAAUGUGAAAUGUCAGAAUAAUAGUAGAGAGAAUGAUUUAUUUCAGAUUUGAUUUGUUUCAUUACAUUCCCAGUGGGUUAGAAUACACUCAAUUAGUAUUUGGUAGCAUUGCCUUUAAAUUGUUUAACUUGGGUCAAAUGUUUUGGGUUAACUUCCACAAGCUUCCCACAAUAAAUUGGGUGAAUUUUGUCCCAUUCCUCCUGACA
Molecule: messenger RNA, 1282 nt
Organism: Salvelinus fontinalis (brook trout)
Lineage: Eukaryota; Metazoa; Chordata; Actinopteri; Salmoniformes; Salmonidae
Product: DNA polymerase epsilon subunit 4-like
Exons: 4
Coding region: 74-523 (149 amino acids)
Cellular component (GO): epsilon DNA polymerase complex; nucleus
Molecular function (GO): protein heterodimerization activity
Source: RefSeq, a predicted model, not a curated record